This is a messenger RNA of Ochotona princeps (American pika), 1353 nucleotides long. RefSeq names its product pseudouridine synthase 1 (gene PUS1). Gene Ontology annotation, cellular component: nucleus. The transcript has 5 exons. The record is from RefSeq and is a predicted model, not a curated record. NCBI's taxonomy places the organism in Eukaryota, Metazoa, Chordata, Mammalia, Lagomorpha, Ochotonidae. The annotation marks the transcript as partial. Gene Ontology annotation, molecular function: RNA binding; pseudouridine synthase activity. Gene Ontology annotation, biological process: mRNA pseudouridine synthesis; tRNA pseudouridine synthesis.
GGGGACGAGCGGGCCCGGGGUGGCCGGCCGGGAGCGCGGCCCUGGGAGGACGCGGAGCCGCAGGCCAAGAAGCUGAGGAGCGGCGAGGGCGACGCGCCGGCCCGGAAGCUCCCCAAGAGGAAGAUAGUGCUGCUGCUGGCCUACUCGGGGAAGGGCUACCACGGCAUGCAGAGGAAUGUGGGGUCCUCGCAGUUCAGGACCAUUGAAGACGACCUGGUGGCCGCCCUGGUCCGCUCGGGCUGUAUCCCAGAGAACCAUGGCGAAGACAUGAGGAAGAUGUCCUUUCAGCGCUGUGCCCGCACGGACAAGGGUGUGUCUGCCGCCGGUCAGGUUGUGUCCCUGAAGGUGUGGCUGAUUGAUGACAUUUUGGAGAAGAUCAACAGCCACCUGCCGUCCCACAUUCGCAUUUUGGGACUGAAGAGGGUCACGGGAGGCUUCAACUCCAAGAACAAGUGUGACGCCAGGACAUACUUCUACAUGCUGCCCACCUUCGCCUUUGCCCAUAAGGACCGGGACCCCCAGGACGAGUCCUAUCGGCUGAGCCCUGAGACCCUGCAGCGGGUCAACAGGCUUCUGUCCUGCUAUCAGGGCACCCACAACUUCCACAAUUUCACCUCCCAGAAGGGGCCCCGGGAGCCCAGUGCGCGGCGCUAUGUGCUGCAGGCCUACUGUGAAGAGCCGUUCGUGCGCGAGGGCCUGGAGUUCGCGGUGAUCCGCGUGAAGGGCCAAAGCUUUAUGAUGCACCAGAUCCGGAAGAUGGUGGGCCUGGUGGUGGCCAUCGUCAAGGGCUACGCCCCCGAGAGCGUGCUGGAGCGCAGCUGGGGCGAGGAGAAGGUGGAUGUGCCCAAGGCGCCGGGGCUGGGCCUCGUCCUGGAGAGGGUGCACUUUGAGAAGUACAACCAGCGCUUCGGCAAUGACGGGCUGCACGAGCCGCUGGACUGGGCGCAGGAGGAGGCCAAGGUGGCAGCCUUCACGGAGCAGUACAUCUACCCCGCCAUCAUCAGCACCGAGCGUGGGGAGCGCUCCAUGGCCCAGUGGCUGAGCACGCUGCCCGUGCACAACUUCCACGCCACGGCCAGCUCGGGUGCCAAGGUCCCCAGCCCACUGCCAGGCAGUGAGGGCAACGGAGACAGCGAUUGAGGCCACGGGAGCUGCCUGUGGGGCACCAGGAGCCAUCGGCCUGAGGGUGGAGCAGCAGCUGCUGGACACACGGAUGGGCUUGGCUGCCAACUCCAGGGUGCCCAGCUGGGGUCACUGCACGACUCGCCUGCUGACAUCUCGCCUCUGCUUGGCACGGAAGAUGCUAUUUUUUUAAGGAAGUGAUUUUCUGAAAUAUAAGUUUUGCUGACUAAA